CUCCCAAAGGGACUUCUUCUCUUCACCUCAGGCAAUCUUCCUGAACCGAACUCGAGUUUGAGCCAUCCGCUGAUUACUUCACAUCCAAUAAAUCAUGGGAGACUACACCCCAGAUACUGCUCCCUCUCUGGAGCCGGGAGUUUUGGAACCUCCAAAGCAAACCAAUACUCCUCACAGCCAGAGCUCCGUUCUUUAUCAUCAACUUCGUCAGCCACCACUGAACAUAGUCGGAGGCCGGGGAAGUUAUCUGAUCACUGAUUCGGGCCAAGAAAUCCUCGAUGCCACUUGUGGUGCCGCCGUUUCUUGUCUUGGACAUAGUGACACAAGAGUGCAUGAAGCCAUUAUGGAGCAGUUGCAGAAAGUGCCUUACACCUAUUCGCUUUACUUCACUAACAGCGCCGCCGAAGAACUUUCCAAGAUUCUAGUUGACUCCACGGAAGGGAAAAUGUCCCGUGCUUUUAUCGUGAGCUCAGGAACCGAAGCCGUUGAAGCUUCUCUUAAGAUGGCAGUACAAUAUUACAUGGAAAUGCCAAUUCCACAGCCACAGCGUAUGAAUUUUAUUGCUCGCAAGCAGUCAUACCAUGGAAAUACUCUAGGUUCUCUCUCGGUGGGCCAUCAUCUUGGCCGCCGGGCCCUUUACGAGAAGGUGUUGGCCAAGAAUGUCCACCAUGUGUCGCAGUGUUAUCCAUACCGGGAAAUGAAAGAUGGGGAGACUGUCGAAGCAUAUGUUGCUAGACUUGCACAAGAAUUAGAGGACAAGUUCCAGGAAUUGGGUCCGGAUACUGUCUGUGCAUUUGUAGCAGAGACAAUGACCGGUACUACACUGGGAUGUGUACCUGCUCUUCCAGGCUACUUGAAAGCCAUGAAAGAAGUGUGUGAGAGACACGGAGCUUUGUUGAUCUUGGAUGAAGUCAUGAGUGGUAUGGGACGAACAGGCACUCUACACGCAUGGGAGCAGGAAGACGUCGUUCCCGACUUACAGACCAUGGCUAAGGGACUCGGUGCUGGCUAUGCUCCGAUCGCCGCUCUUCUCGUGAAUCAGCAUGUCGUGGACACUUUGACGAAAGGGACGGGGGCGUUCUCUCAUAGUCAAACCUACCAAGGCCACCCUAUUUCGUGUGCGGCGGCUUGUCGCGUACAAAAGAUUAUCCAAGAGGAUAAUCUACUCCCCAAUGUUCGCAAAAUGGGUGAAUACCUCGGUCAACUCCUCCAUCAGAAGUUCGGAGAGAACUCUCAUGUCGGGGAUAUCCGUGGAAGAGGGCUCUUCUGGGCGAUUGAGUUUGUUCAAAAUAAGGAAACGAAGGAGCCGUAUCCUCCAUCAGAAUCUGUCGCUUGGGCUAUCCAUAAAGCUGCAUUGAAGCCAGAAUACUCCAUCUCGUUGAUGCCAGGAAACGGGGGAAUAGAUGGAAUCAAUGGUGAUCAUAUCUGCUUUGCCCCACCAUACAACUGCGCCAAAGAAGAUAUUGAGAUGAUUGUUGAUCGGGCUGCACGGGUUGUUGAAGAAGUCCUUGGGAAAUAGCUUUUUUCAACGAAUGCGUGACGAUAUUCACGAUGAAGUCUCAUAGUUUUCGGCUAAGCGGAG
This is a messenger RNA of Penicillium subrubescens, 1582 nucleotides long. RefSeq lists its product as uncharacterized. The transcript is spliced from 4 exons. Gene Ontology annotation, molecular function: pyridoxal phosphate binding; transaminase activity. Bases 95 to 1519 code for a protein of 474 amino acids. The record is from RefSeq and is a predicted model, not a curated record. Gene Ontology annotation, cellular component: cytosol. Lineage: Eukaryota; Fungi; Ascomycota; Eurotiomycetes; Eurotiales; Aspergillaceae.